UUUUUAUUAAAAAUGAACCAGCCUUUGAUAGAGCAGAGGAGGAUUAGGCUACCGGACUGGGUGGACCCAGAGAGGAGAGAGUGGCUUUAUAAGUAUGAGAAGUUGAGGAAGAGAAGGAAUUGUAUGAUACCACUUAAUAUCAUUCAAAUAUUCUCAGCGCUCUGAGGAUUUGUGACGUACUUUAUGAGGAAAAAUAGGGUUAGCAUCUUUAUAAAUGUAUUCGCAGCUAUCCUUGCUGUAUGUGGCCUAUUCGGUGCGUCCAAGCUAAAGUGGAAACUCUCUCUAACCCAUUCCAUCAUGACAAUUGGGAUAAUAGGAGCUUUUCUUGUCUAUGAGGUUCUCUAUGCUAUGUUUGGAAAGAAGAAGCAGAUUGAUGAGUAUCAAAUUAGAGAGACUUGGCUUUUAUUAGUAUUAUCUCUCCCAUAUCUUAUCGAUUUCAUCAUUGGGAUCUAUGGAGCAAUUUUUACUGUCAACUUAAUAGAUACAGAAAAAAGAGAGGAGAAUGGCCCUGAUAAUCAAGAUUUGGUUAAUGAAGAGCAAAUGAACCAAGAAUUGGUACAAUUAAAUCAGAAUCUUAACGAUGCGGAAGAGUUAUGUUGUGUCUGUCUUGCGAAUCCAAGGAAUAGCGUAUUCAUCCCCUGUGGGCACCAAUGCACAUGCCUUAACUGAGGAAGAGCAUAUCUCCAAAAUAGAGCACAGAAUGAUAAAAUAUGUAUAAUCUGUAGAAGACCUGUCGAAAGGGUGAUUCAAACAUUUCAUUAA
Molecule: messenger RNA, 762 nt
Organism: Moneuplotes crassus
Lineage: Eukaryota; Ciliophora; Spirotrichea; Euplotida; Euplotidae
Source: the annotation of a GenBank genome assembly